UUCCCUAGUGACGCGGCAAGCGCGUACGGACACACCGAUUCGCUCCUCGCCUCGGUGCGCGCGGCAGACCCCGACCACCACUCCGCCGGUGAUCUGACGAUGGCGGCGGCCGGCCCACCGCCGGCGCGCGCCCUCUCCGCGGGGUCUCGGAGGGCUCCGCUAGCCUUGGGCCUCGCGCCGCCGCGGCAGGGGGCUAGGGUUGGCGCUUCGCGGCUCCGCCAGGACAAUGUUCACUGUCAUAGCCGGUUGAUAUCGACUAAUUUCAAUUCAAGGCCAUCGUUGUGUCCUCCUUGCCAUUGUGCUCAGAUGGCUUUGGCUGACCCAGUGGUUUCUUAUCAGCCUGAUUCUGACAAGCAUGCUGGAGUUCUUGCCUAUGACCUGGUCCAAGGGAACCUUGUACAAUGGAACUCAUUUAUGGACAAAUCAAUACCUGAUCCACCAACAGCUGUACUCCUUCACGGUAUCCUUGGAAGCGGGAAAAACUGGGGGUCUUUUGCGAAGAGGUUAGCUCAAGAAUUUCCAAUGUGGCAGUUUCUCUUGGUUGAUUUGCGUUGCCAUGGCGAGUCAGCGUCAAUUAAGAAAAAAGGACCACACACUGUUGCUUCGACCGCUUUUGAUGUUCUAAAGCUGAUAUCGCAACUCAGGCUAAGCCCUAGAGUGUUGGUUGGACACAGCUUUGGUGGAAAAGUGGCUUUGAGUAUGGUAGAACAAGCUGCAAAACCUCUUCCUCGUCCUGUUCGGGUUUGGGUUCUCGAUUCUACACCUGGCAAAGUUCGUGCUGGGUUAGAUAAGGAAGAUCAUCCUGCUGAACUUAUUGAGUUCCUCAGAAGAAUGCCUGUGCAGGUUAAGUCAAAGAAGGAAGUGGUUGAUGCUCUUAUUAAAGGACAGUUUUCUUUAGAUGUUGCACAGUGGGUGGCAACAAAUCUCCGACGAAGCAGUCCAUUAGGACCACGGUCGUCUUCAAGCUACUCAUGGAUAUUUGACUUAAAUGGCAUCUCUGAGAUGUACAAGUCAUACGAAGAUACUAACUUAUGGAGGAUUGUAGAGAAUGUACCACGGGGAGUUCAUAUUAGUUUCCUUAAGGCCGAAAGAAGUUUGCAUAGAUGGGCUCUUGAAGACCUCCAGAGAAUUCAUACCGCGGAGGAACUGGCUGCAGAUGAGGGUGGAGGAGUUGAAAUGCAUAUGCUUGAAGAUGCUGGACAUUGGGUUCAUGCAGAUAACCCCGAUGGGCUUUUCAGAAUUCUUUCAUCGACCUUCCGCAUCGAGAAUACCAUAAGAGGGGCGCGGGAUUGAGGUACACGACUUCAAACGUUUUGUAGAAUAUACAGAGAGGGAAAAGAAAACUGUAGCGAUGGAGCUAACUGCGACAAUCGGCUUGUUAGUGCAUAUUCGUUCAUUCAUUCGUUUCCUUGUAAUUGUGCGUGUAACAUGACAAUCGGCCGCAGUUAUGCUGUAACAAACCAAUAUGUAAUUAUUUCGCCAUACAAUAACUAGUAAUUGUACAAAUUGUGUACGUAAUUUAACCCCUGGUUUAUUGGCCGA
Brachypodium distachyon (stiff brome) is the source of this 1542-nucleotide messenger RNA. RefSeq names its product abhydrolase domain-containing protein C22H12.03. The record is from RefSeq and is a predicted model, not a curated record. Lineage: Eukaryota; Viridiplantae; Streptophyta; Magnoliopsida; Poales; Poaceae. Bases 100 to 1293 code for a protein of 397 amino acids. The transcript is spliced from 14 exons.